This is a messenger RNA of Prunus armeniaca (apricot), 225 nucleotides long. The record is from the annotation of a GenBank genome assembly. NCBI's taxonomy places the organism in Eukaryota, Viridiplantae, Streptophyta, Magnoliopsida, Rosales, Rosaceae.
AUGGUGUCUAAAGUGGAAGAGGCAAUGAAGAGAAGGCAGCAACAACAAGAACAGAAGCAGCAAUAUCAUCACCAGCAGCAGCAGCAGCAGCAGCAGAAGCAAAUACAGUGCAACAAAAGCAAGGUUUGCAAAUUCAAGAGGAGCACCUCCAAUGUCGAAGAAGAUGGAGCUUCCACUGCCAUUCUCUUGCUUGCUUGCAUCGUCUGCGCUCCUUCGUAUCCAUAG